This is a messenger RNA of Malaya genurostris, 2031 nucleotides long. RefSeq lists its product as uncharacterized. Bases 26 to 1273 code for a protein of 415 amino acids. NCBI's taxonomy places the organism in Eukaryota, Metazoa, Arthropoda, Insecta, Diptera, Culicidae. The transcript has 2 exons. Gene Ontology annotation, biological process: apoptotic DNA fragmentation. Gene Ontology annotation, cellular component: nucleus; mitochondrial inner membrane. Gene Ontology annotation, molecular function: RNA endonuclease activity; single-stranded DNA endonuclease activity; nucleic acid binding. The record is from RefSeq and is a predicted model, not a curated record.
CCUCAGUCGAAAAACGGGUCUUACCAUGAGUAAAACAUUGUACUUGAUUCUAGUAUUUUUGAGGGAGCUUAUAAUAGAUAUUCGUGGAAUUUCACAACCACAUACAGAACCUAAAAGUGCGGCAACUUGCGCCGUCAAUAUAAACGACCAGUUACCAAAACCGCAGCCACUAAUUCUAGUCCCAGAAACGGAGCAAUUUCGAAAUCCGACAUCAGACAACCGCUUACUUCGAUUGAAUGCCGGCGAAACCGUUGAGUUAGCCUGUGAUACGAACGGUGGAUUUAGCAUCUCUCCUAGUAGUAGCUCAAUCAUCGUAGUAUGUGUUAUCGACAGGACGUUCAAUUUCAAUAGUACAAUGUUUUCUUUUGAUGAAUUUUCUUGUGCUCGGGUCUGGUACAGUUCCGCAAGACGAACGAACAUAUCUUGUGAAGACGGGGCUUUUAUAGUCGAAGUAGGCUUUGAUAUGGGAGUUCGUUUUCCAAAGCUCAUGGACAUCUGUCAUAAUGAGAACACAUUUGAAAACCACUGGGUUAAACACGAAUUUACUCGGGCCAUCGCCGGCUACCAAUCCGGUAAUCCUAGACCCGAAUGGUAUCAAGGAUAUUUCUAUCCUGGAAUUGAUGUUAAUGGUCUAUAUGCAAUAGACAAACAACGGAAAACGAUUGGAGUAAUUUUGAAAUCAGAAUCGCUCGCUGAUAGUGUAGUAGUAGAUUACGCCACAGGACUUUUCAUGGCCAGAGGUCAUAUCGCAGCACGUGUGGACUUCAUCUUGGGACCACAGCAAAACGGUACUUUUUGGUUUUUGAAUGCGGCUCCCCAGUGGCAAAACUUCAACGAAGGUAAUUGGCUGCGAAUCGAGGAAAGCGUUCGAAAUUUUGUCACAGCCCGAAAUCUUCAGGUUACGGUUUACAGUGGAACAUACGGAGUACAUACUCUAACCGAUGUCAAUGGUGAUCAGCAGCCAAUUUAUUUGGAUUUUGACCCUGACGGCACGCAGCGCCUGCCCGCUCCAAAGAUAUUCUAUAAAAUCUUACUCGACGAAAGUAACAAAGCUGGUGUUGCACUGAUAGGUGUUAACAACAUCUAUAUCGACUCGAUGGAACAGAUUGAUGACGGUUACAUGUUCUGUGAAGAUAUUGGAGAUAAAAUCCGUUGGAUCGAUUGGAAUAGGAGAAAUUUCUCUUUGGGUUAUUCCUAUGCAUGUGAGGUGAAUCCGUUUCUGAAGCGAAUUGGUCAUCUUGCUGGAUUGGAUGUUCCACAUUUGUUAAUUUGACUGAGAAUCAGGCGCGACAACUAUGAGGUGGAGAGAGGCAAAGCUCUUUUUGUCGCAGUGUCAAUCGCAAAGUCUAAAUACUACUAUACUAAUGCUUUUGGAUUUUAUAACUAAGCAAGCUGUACUUAAUACAGAUUAAACAAAUUACAAUUUUCUAAUCACGUGUACUGGAGUUUUUGAUCAGAUAGCGACCGUGAUUCGAUGUUUUUAUAAAAUUUUCAUGCAAAAUCAAUGUUUCAUAACGAAGAUCAGAUCAACAAUGCAUUCUAAAGAGAAAUACGAAAAAAAAAUGAAUAUAUCUAAUCAAAGUUGGCCAUUGUCGCUUCCGAACUUGGAAGGAACUCUGACAGUUGACAGGAACCUGGCUGGAUUUCGGUAGCUGUCCAAAUAGCGUUGGGUGAUUAUACAUAUAGCAGCUCAUAUAGAGACACAUCUUUAAAAUUUCUAGUAUUGUUGUAAUAAUAAUUUUGCUUUUCUCGUGAAGAAAGGUAAUGUAAUUACUGUGAAAAAUGGAUUUUUAAUCGAAGCUAGGGCGGAAGAUCGACGGAAGUCGUCGCAACCGGGAAAAUGUGGUCUUGAUUUUCUCAGAGAUAGCUGAAUCGAUUUUCACAAAUUAUAUUAGACUCAAACGAAAGAUCUUAUGGUAUCAUAGACUGUUAUUUUUUCAUCCGGAUCCAACUCCCGGUUCCAGAAGUAUAGAAAUAUGAGUGUGCAAAAUUUCAAUUCUUGGGGAGUGUUUUUUAAAGAAACAAUGUAAA